Molecule: messenger RNA, 1179 nt
Organism: Aaosphaeria arxii CBS 175.79
Lineage: Eukaryota; Fungi; Ascomycota; Dothideomycetes; Pleosporales
Exons: 3
Coding region: 48-809 (253 amino acids)
Biological process (GO): kinetochore assembly
Cellular component (GO): kinetochore
Source: RefSeq, a predicted model, not a curated record
AUUGCGCAAGAGUAUAUAUACAUGAUCAAAGAUUUUCGUGUCGCGCAAUGUCGACUACGAACGAUGUUGUUAUGAACGAGAAUGCUCCCGAAUCGUCAAAUACAAAUAAUGAUUAUUCCAAUCUCUUGAAGUCGAGCCAUUGCGACGCGUUCGCGUUUAGCGACCAGGAGCAGCUUGCGCUUCAACUCUAUGAUCAACUCAAAGAACUAGAAUUACAGCAGAGCUUGCUGACAGCACAGAGCGAAGUAAUACAGCCGGAUGUCUCAGCACUGUCAGAUGACGACGUGCGGGAACAGCUGAUCACAGCAGAACGCGAGAUGAUGAAAGCAAGAGCAGAGUAUGAGAUACGCGCCAAAGCCACGCACAACGUCUUGGUGAUGAACCCCACGCUCAAGGCCGUUCAUGGUGGCGAGGAUACGGAUUAUUCUGAAAAACGUCUUUUGCCUUUGAUACAUGAGAGAGACAUCAUUUCCAUGGUUCAUGGCAUGCUGAAUGCUAAAAUGGCCGCUACAACACGGGCCUUGAGCACCGCCGAGGAAGAGAACAUGGCUGCGAACCAAAAGAAUACAGAAACGGCCAGCGUGCUGUUGAAGUUAGCGGAAGACUUGAAACGUCAGUCAGCCGAAGAUAUUGAAGAUGUUCAAUUGCGAGGCAAAGUCGAUGCGGUUCAAAAGGAGUUGAAAGGGUCACGGAGUAGACUACGAACGCUGAAGGGAAUCAUAUCCGGUAUGAUUGUCGGUAGUGGCAUCGAUUGGGCAGAUGAUGAGGUUCUGCGUGAGCUGGUGAUGGACGACGAUGAAGACGGGUGAUUCUUCCAUAUCGAGUUUACGAUCAUUUGAUCACAUACCUAGAGCUCUGCCAGUAGCAAGAUAGGAUAUGACGAGGCAAUGCUUUACUCGAGCAGGAGACCGCGCCAGAAGGAAGGCGAAGAAGACAUACUGGGAACGGUAAUGCUUUGCAGAGCUGGUCGCAACGAAUCCUCAACCCGAGCCACAGGCUAGACUUUGUUAUCAAGGAUCUUCGGCUCUAGGCCUCCGAGCCUUGGAUCACCCCCGGUGAAUUGAUACCUGGAUCUAUUCGAUGUAGCUCAGAUAGAUGGGUUUUGCCCACUGCAACUCGUUCAAUGUCUGCCUACUGCAGGUUUCUCAACUAAAAAUGCUAUUUUCCAAAGUUAAAGUG